Molecule: messenger RNA, 444 nt
Organism: Nakaseomyces glabratus
Lineage: Eukaryota; Fungi; Ascomycota; Saccharomycetes; Saccharomycetales; Saccharomycetaceae
Source: RefSeq, a predicted model, not a curated record
AUGUACAAACCCUUUCCAGUGAUAAUACCUUUCUUUUCUGCCCCUUACUUCAUCGUCCUCCCCGUAGCGUCUCAGUAUCCUUUUCCUCACGAUGAGUUUGAGAUUUCUGCAAUUCCUUCAGAAGGCUGUUUUGAAGAUUCAGAUGGCUGGGAAUUAGUAAAGGGCUUAGUCUUGUCUUUUUUUAGAAUUCCCGUAGUCUCUUCCUUGUUUUGUAGGGAAGGUUUUCCACCCCCCCCAAUCCGUUCCCGUUGUUCGAUCGCUAGCAAUUCCACAAACGCGGUACCCGAAAUAGAAGACCACUCUCUUGAAAUAUCCCGCAGGAAAAUCGAGAGAUGUUCGGGUUCUUCCAUUGAUCUCAAUAGAAGUGCACACAAGAAACAACCACAAAGAAAAUUUCAAGAAGGCAUUGUUACAGUAAACAUCCGUAGUGCGAGAUUUUUUUGA